Molecule: messenger RNA, 1354 nt
Organism: Anopheles cruzii
Lineage: Eukaryota; Metazoa; Arthropoda; Insecta; Diptera; Culicidae
Product: carboxypeptidase B-like
Exons: 3
Coding region: 29-1321 (430 amino acids)
Biological process (GO): proteolysis
Molecular function (GO): zinc ion binding; metallocarboxypeptidase activity
Source: RefSeq, a predicted model, not a curated record
CAGUCAUUCAAACGAGUUGCAAUUCAACAUGGCUUCGCUUGGCCAGAUUAGUACUCUGCUCGUCGUUUUUGUCCUAAUUGGUUGCACCGUGGCCGCCGAAUCGAACCAUAACCAACUCUACCGUGGUUACAAGCUCUUCUCCGUUCGCCAGGCGAACCAGUGGUCGGUGGAUCACCUCCGACAGCUGCAGCGCACGAAUGCCGAACUAGACUUCUGGAAGCUCGAUCGGCUUGCCGGCUCCGAGGCGCACGUUCUCGUGCCGCCGUCUCAGCAGAAGGCCUUCAUCGCAGAUCUGCUAGUGAACCGUAUUCAGUUCCGCGAAAUCAUUCCCGACUAUGGAAGGAUCCAGAACAAUUUUAGCUUCGGUUCGUCGCGAUCAUCGUCAGGCAAGAGCCCGAUCCUUACAAAGUACUUGCGCCAUGAGGAAAUGAAUGAAUACCUGGUUUCCUUCGCGAAGCAGCAUCCCGGACGUGUAACCGUGUCCGAGAUUGGGAAAACGUUCGAGGGUCGAUCGAUAAAGGCCAUCACUAUUCGCUCGCCAUCCGAUAAAUCCAGACAUCGUAACGCUUCGCAACCGGUCGUCUUCCUUGAUGCGGGCAUACACGCACGGGAAUGGGUAGCACCGGCAACGGCCAUGUACGUCGUUCACGAGCUGGUUGAGAAUGCCGCCCAGCACAAGGAUCUACUCGAGGGACUCACGUGGACCAUCGUUCCACUAGUGAAUCCGGACGGCUACGAGUACAGUCACGAGCAGGAACGGCUUUGGCGCAAGACCCGACGCCCGUCCGGUGCGCGUUGCUUCGGCAUCGAUGGUAACCGAAACUUUGAUUUCCACUGGUCCGAGGUUGGCUCCUCCGAUAGUCCGUGCUCGGACACGUUCCACGGUGAACACUCGUUCUCGGAGCCGGAGACGCAAGCCAUCCGCGACGAGCUGCUGAAGCUCAAGGGCAGCUGCAAGUUCUACCUGUCGUUGCACUCGUACGGCGAGUACCUGCUGUAUCCGUGGGGGUGGACAUCGGAUCUACCACAGGGCUGGGAAGCCAUCGAAGAAGUGGCCCAAGUGGGAGCUAAAGCCAUCCAAGACGCCACCGGAACGCACUACCGCGUCGGCAGCUCGACCAACGUGCUGUACGCCGCGGCCGGAGGUAGCGACGACUAUGCAUUCGCUGUGGCCGAUGUUCCUAUCUCGAUCACGAUGGAACUGCCCGGUGGAGGACCCGCCGGAUUUAACCCACCACCGAGCCGAAUCGAAGAAAUCGUAAAGGAAUCGUUCGUCGGUAUACGAGCGAUGGCGCUGGAAGUUUCGAAAAAUUACUCGUAAAGUCCCUGUAAUCGGGUCGAGGAUGUUAGUAAG